Messenger RNA from Erinaceus europaeus (western European hedgehog), 4393 nucleotides. RefSeq names its product tetratricopeptide repeat domain 21B (gene TTC21B). Lineage: Eukaryota; Metazoa; Chordata; Mammalia; Eulipotyphla; Erinaceidae. Bases 103 to 4053 code for a protein of 1316 amino acids. Gene Ontology annotation, molecular function: protein binding. Gene Ontology annotation, biological process: protein localization to cilium; intraciliary retrograde transport. The transcript has 29 exons. Gene Ontology annotation, cellular component: intraciliary transport particle A. The record is from RefSeq and is a predicted model, not a curated record.
GCGCCCCGGGUUUAGGCCUGCCCACCUGGGCCCUGGGGCCCCAGGCUCUUCCGCUGGGCUUUGGGGGGCUCAAGCCCUGGAGUCCUACCGCCCUGGGGAGCUAUGGAUUCACAGGGGCUGAAGUGUAUGAUUAAUUAUUAUUGUCAAGAAGGCUAUUUUCACCAUGUUUUAGUCAUCGCCAGUGAAGGAAUGAAGAGGUAUGGUGAUGACCCAUUCUUCCGGUUUUACCAUAGCUUUGGAUCAUUAAUGGAAGGUAAAACUCAAGAAGCUCUUCGAGAAUUUGAAGCUACUAAAAAUAAUCAAGAUGUCUCACUUUGUUCUCUCAUGGCAAUACUAUAUGCCCAUAGACUGAGUUCAAAUCCAGAUAGAGAAGCUAUUCUGGAAACAGAAACCAGAGUGAAAGAAUUACGCAAAGGAUCAGGGCCAAAAGCUUUGUACCUUACAGCCUUAUUUCUGUGGCAUGUUGGUCGUUAUGAUAAGGCAAAAGAGUACAUUGACAGAAUGAUUAAAAUGUCAAAUGGUAGUAAAGAGGGACAGAUUUUAAAAGCAUGGCUUGAUGUUACAAGAGGAAAAGAACCAUAUACUAAAAAAGCAUUAAGAUGUUUUGAAGAGCUGUUACAAGAUGGAAAUGAUAUUUUUGCACUUCUGGGUAAGGCACAAUGCCUUGAGAUACGCCAGAAUUACUCUGGUGCUCUGGAGACUGUGAACCAAAUAAUCAUGAAAUAUCCAAAUUUCCUUCCCGCUUUUACAAAGAAAAUGAAAUUACAACUAGCCCUACAAAAUUGGGACCAGACAAUUGAUACAGCACAGAAGUUAAUUCUUCAAGAUAACCAAAAUGUGGAUGCACUGAGAAUAUUGGUUCUUUAUUAUUUAUGUAGAGAAGGGGAUAUAGAGAAGGCUGCCACCAAACUGGAAAACUUAGUAAAUGCAUUGGAUAACAUGGAACCACAGAAUGCUCAGCUUUUUUAUACGAUCACACUAGCCUUCAGCAGAACUUGUGGACGUAGUCAAGUAAUUCUUCAAAAAAUUCAGUCAUUACUAGAAAGAGCGUUUGGUUUAAAUCCCGAGCAACCAGAGUUUGCUAUUGAACUUGGAUACCAAAUGAUUUUGCAAGGAAACAUUAAAGAGUCAAUGAAGUGGUAUAAAAUUGCCAUCGCACUUGAUGAAACUAGUAUCCCUGCAAUAACUGGAUAUAUCCACUGCCAGCUACUAGAAGGGCAGUUACAGGAAGCAGCUCAGCAGUUAGAAUUUCUUAGUGAAGUUCAGCAGUCUCUCGGGAAAUCUGUGGAAUUAAUCUUUUUAGAUGUAAUUCUUGCUAUAAAGAAUAAUAAAGGACAAGAAGAAGUUACUAAUUUAUUCAGUGAUACGCUAGACACUCAUUUUUCACACUUGGAAGAUGUACCUCUUGGCGUAGAAUACUUUGAGAAGUUGAAUCCUGACUUUUUGUUAGAAAUUAUUACAGAAUAUCUGAAUUUUUGUCCAAAGCAGCCUGCAAGUCCUGGGCAACCACUUUCUCCGUUUCUCAGACGCUGCACCUCAGUCCUAGAAACUAUAGUAAGAACUGCACCAGGUCUUCUGCAAGCUGUCUUCCUACUGGCAAAAGUGAAGUAUUUGUCAGGAGACACAGAAGCAGCUUAUAAUAACCUGCAGCACUGCCUGGAGCAUAAUUCUACUUAUGCAGAUGCUCAUCUCCUGAUGGCUCAGGUUUUCUUAUCUCAGGAAAAAUUUAAAUUGUGUUCUCAGUCUCUUGAACUUUGUCUAAGCUAUAAUUUUAAGGUGAGAGAAUGCCCUUUAUAUCAUUUGAUAAAAGCUCAGUCACAGAAGAAAGUGGGAGAAGUAACAGAAGCAAUUAAAACUCUCCAUAUGGCAAUGAGUUUACCAGAAAUGAGGAGAACCGGAGUGCCCUCGAAAUCAAAAUGCAGAAAAACUGAAACUGAUAUAAGCCACCGCUUAUCAGUCUUUCUUGAGUUGGCAGAGCUUCAUCAUCUAAAUGGAGAACAGCAUGAAGCAGCAAAAGUUUUACAGGAUGCCAUCCAUGAAUUUUCUGGGACAUCUGAAGAACUUCGGGUUACUAUUGCUAAUGCAGACCUAACUCUGGCCCAAGGGGAUGUUGAGCGGGCAUUAAACAUGCUUCGAAAUGUCAAUGCCCAACAACCUUACUUCACUGAAGCCAAAGAAAAAAUGGCAGAUAUAUAUCUAAAGCACAGAAAAGAAAAAAUGUUAUAUAUCACGUGUUACAGAGAAAUUGCUGAAAAAAUACCUGGCCCUCGUUCUUUGCUUCUUCUUGGUGAUGCAUACAUGAAUAUUCAAGAGCCUGAAGAAGCCAUAGUAGCUUAUGAACAAGCAUUAAGUCAGAACCCAAAGGAUGAAAUAUUGGCAAUCAAAAUUGGAAAAGCAUUUGUCAAAACUCACAACUAUGCAAAGGCAAUCACUUAUUAUGAAGCUGCCUUGAAAAGUGGACAGCAGAAUUAUCUUUGCUAUGAUCUUGCUGAACUUUUGUUAAAACUGAAAUACUUUGACAAAGCGGAACAAGUUCUUCAACAUAUUCUGUCUCAUGAACCAGUAAAUGAACUGUCAGCUCUCAUAGAAGAUGGACGUUCUCAAGUUCUUCUAGCAAAAGUUUACAGUAAAAUGGAAAGACCUGGUGAUGCAAUCACUUCAUUACAGCAGGCUCGAGAAAUACAAGCUCGGGUACUAAAACGUGUUCAGAUGGAACAGCCAGAUGCAGUUCCGGCACAGAAACAUUUAGCAGCUGAAAUUUGUGCAGAGAUUGCAAAACAUUCUGUUGCUCAGAGAGACUAUGAAAAAGCAAUUAAGUUUUAUAGAGAGGCUCUUGUUCAUUGUGAAACAGAUAAUAAGAUAAUGUUGGAGCUGGCACGAUUAUACCUGGCACAGGAUGAUCCAGACUCCUGCCUGCGGCACUGUGCUCUUCUUCUGCAGAGUGACCAGGACAAUGAAGAUGCUACUAUGAUGAUGGCAGAUAUCAUGUUCAGAAAGCAAGACUAUGAACAAGCAGUGUUUCAUUUACAACAGCUUUUAGAACGCAAGCCAGAUAACUAUAUGACAUUAUCUCGUUUAAUUGACUUUCUGAGAAGAUGUGGAAAACUUGAGGAUGUUCCAAGAUUUUUUUUAAUGGCUGAGAAACAUAACUCUAGAGCAAAAUUGGAACCAGGAUUUCAGUACUGUAAAGGACUAUAUCUUUGGUAUACUGGAGAACCAAAUGAUGCCCUUCGACAUUUUAAUAAAGCCCGGAAAGACAGUGACUGGGGCCAAAAUGCCCUUUACAAUAUGAUAGAAAUCUGUUUGAAUCCAGAUAAUGAACCAAUUGGAGGUGAAGUAUUUGAAAAUCUGGAUGGAGACCUGGGUAAUUCAACAGAGAAACAAGAAUCUGUCCAACUAGCAGUGAGAACAGCAGAAAAACUCCUUAAAGAACUAAAACCUCAGACUGUUGAAGGUCAUGUACAGCUUCGCAUUAUGGAAAACAACUCCUUAAUGGCUACCAAACAGAAAUCUAAUGUUGAGCAAGCAUUAAACACCUUCACUGACAUAGCGUCAUCUGAGAAGGAUCAUAUUCCUGCGCUUUUGGGGAUGGCGACAGCUUACAUGCUUUUGAAGCAGAAUCCAAGAGCCAGAAACCAGCUAAAGCGGAUUGCAAAAAUGAACUGGAAUCCUAUUGAUGCUGAGGAUUUUGAAAAGAGUUGGCUUCUACUUGCUGAUAUUUAUAUUCAAUCAGGAAAAUAUGACAUGGCGGAAGAGCUGCUAAAACGAUGUUUGCGUCAUAAUAGGUCUUGCUGCAAAGCUUAUGAAUACAUGGGAUACAUUAUGGAAAAAGAGCAAGCGUAUACAGAUGCUGCCUUAAACUAUGAGAUGGCGUGGAAACAUGGCAAUCAGACAAAUCCAGCCGUAGGAUACAAACUGGCGUUUAAUUACCUAAAAGCAAAAAGAUUUGUGGAUGCAAUUGACAUAUGUCAUCAGGUUCUUGAAGCACAUCCAACUUACCCCAAAAUCAGAAAAGAUAUACUUGAUAAGGCUCGUACAUCUUUAAGAUCUUGAUAAUUAUGUUAACUCAUUCUGUUGGCUAAGUGAAGAAAUUAAAGGAAUCUGUGUUCUUCCAAUUCAAAAUAGACUUAAAUAAUACUGUUUAGAAGUAUAUUUUUCUUUCUCCAGCAGAGGCUGCUGUUGUACAUAAAGAAGAAUCUAAGUGUCAAGUGAAUAUUUUCUAAUGGAAAAGUGAUGAACUGGUGUGUUUUAUUGGUUCUUUCAGGUGCAAAAUUGGUGUCUCUGAGAUAAGGAUUAUAUCCCAUUUAUAUAGAGGAUAUUGUGGUAAGAUCUAAGUAAUUUAAAUAUCCUGUGUCUUUUCUACAGAAUAAAACUUUUUAUUUCAACAAACAUA